ACACGUAUUUUGACAAAGGCAAAUUUACAAGUAAUCACUUGAGGACAGUUCGUGUGGCAUCUGGACAAUCAACAGAGGCACAAUGAAGCACUUCCUGAGAAUGUUGAUCCAGGUGUGCCUGUAUUUUUACUGUAAAUUUUUGUGGCGCUGCCUGAAAUUUGUAAUGAGGAAGCUGACCGGAAGAUGUGAAUUGCAAAGGAUCUGUUACAAUACCAAGCCUGGGGCUUCUAGAACCAUGAAAAUCGAGACAUCACUGAGGGAUUCAAAAAGUAAGCUGCUGCAGACAUCAGUGAGCGUUCACCCUGAUGCUAUUGAAAAAACUAUAGAUGACAUCAUGGAACUGAAAGGAAUUAACCCUGACAUAAAUCCACAGUUGGGAAUCUCUCUUCAGGCUUGCCUUCUGCAAAUCGUGGGUUACAGAAACCUUAUUGCAGAUGUGGAAAAACUGCGCAGAGAGCCCUAUGAUUCUGAUAACCCCCAACAUGAAGAAAUGCUUUUGCAGUUAUGGAAAUUCUUAAAGCCCAAUACUCCGCUGGAAUCUCGGAUUUCUAAGCAGUGGUGUGAAAUUGGUUUCCAGGGCGAUGAUCCUAAGACAGAUUUUCGUGGAAUGGGACUUCUGGGACUGUACAAUUUGCAGUAUUUUGCAGAAAGGGACGCUGCAGCAGCUCAGCAGGUCCUCUCUGACUCUCUUCAUCCAAAAUGCAGGGAUAUCACUAAAGAGGAAAUAAG
Messenger RNA from Castor canadensis (American beaver), 729 nucleotides. Lineage: Eukaryota; Metazoa; Chordata; Mammalia; Rodentia; Castoridae. The record is from RefSeq and is a predicted model, not a curated record.